This is a messenger RNA of Caretta caretta (loggerhead turtle), 3095 nucleotides long. It is a transcript of the gene BNIPL, whose product is annotated as BCL2 interacting protein like. Gene Ontology annotation, cellular component: cytoplasm. Gene Ontology annotation, biological process: apoptotic process. The record is from RefSeq and is a predicted model, not a curated record. Lineage: Eukaryota; Metazoa; Chordata; Testudines; Cheloniidae.
UUUCCUGCUUCCCCUCCCCAACAAAAGGCUGAAGGAGCUGCUGCUGCAGCGUGCUCAGAAUGAGCCAGUCGGGAAUGAGGCCCCCAGGAAUCUUGCCGGGAACAGAGGGGGGCAUUGUUCCGUACUGGAGUGGGGAAUCUGAGGCACAGAGACUCGCCGAAGGUCAUCGAGUGAGUUAGCAGCAGAGCCAGGAAUAGGACGCAGGAGUCCCUCUGUCUCAGAUAACUAGCCCCUGCGACCGGCGGGGGGACCUUUUUCUCAGGUCCCUAGGACAUGGCUGCUUGUCUCCUCCCACUGUGCCUAGGAUCUAAUACCAGGACCGGUAACCUUGCUGUAGAGUUACCUACAGCUGCAGCCCCCAGUUUUGCCCUGAGCUUGGGGGGCCAGUUGGGAUCCAGGGGUUUUACCGGAAGCUGAUGCUGUCCUUGGAGGACGUUUCAUUAUGAUGGAGCCCUGUGCCUGGGCCCACCUGCCUCGGCCCAGAUACAGCAGCCGGCAAACUGGGGGUAACAGAGAGCAAUCACCCCCAUACACACACGGCCUCUUCUGCCACUCCAGAGCAUUGUUUGCAGGGGCGGAACAAUGGGCACUAGGACCCAGCGAAUUCUCACCAGGUGGAGUCAGGAGGUGCGAAUGCAGACAAACCAGUUUGGGAUGAGCAGUACAGGGGCCAUAACUGGUGUCCUAGAGCCACAGGAGGGAAAAUCCAUUGGGGAUUUGGCUCCCCAAGAAGGAGGGAAAAACUCGGCUAACUUCAGUGUUUUCUGAGGGCUGGAACAAUGGGUUCCUACGUCUAUGAUGAGAAACUCCAGCCUCAAAGCGACCAGAAGGAUCCGGAGAAGCAGGCCGUGGCCAAGCAGCGGGAGGGAGCCGUAUCCAUCCAGGACAUGGAGCUGAAGGAGGAGUGGCAAGACGAGGAGUUCCCGGGGCCUCUCCCGGAGGAGGUCUCUGAGGAGGACCUUGAAGACUCCGGCGGGGAGCCCAGCCCAGUCGCCCCCAACACCCUGGAGCUUUGUGGGAAGCGGCAUAUGAAGAAGCGGCUGCCGGCGCCAGAUCUCAGCCUGUCUUUGGACCGGGCCGAGGGCUCGGUGCUGUCGGGCGACUACCCGGACCGCACGCCGGACGGCAGCCUGGACAUCAACGUGGACGAGCUGGAGACGCCGUCCGAGAGUGAGCUGCUGGAUGGGCCUGAGGGCGGCCAUGACUUCGACUGGGAAGAUGAACUGCCCAGGGCCCGGCGCCUGGACAGCAGCCUGCUUGAGGAGAAACUCAGUGAGGGGCGCAUGGUGGACGUUGAGGACAAGGACGGACGGAAGUGGAGGAUUUUCCUGACGGACGAGCAGGAGCAGAAAGUGGAUCUGAGCAUCGUCGAGCCCUACAAGAGGGUCAUCUCCCAUGGAGGGUACUACGGGGAAGGCCUCAAUGCCAUCAUCCUCUUUGCCUCCUGCUACCUGCCCCACAGCAGCAUCCCUGACUAUCCGUACGUGAUGGAGCACCUGUUCAGGUACAUCAUUGGGACCCUGGAGGUGAUGGUGGCAGAAAGCUACAUACUGGUGUGUCUAAAUGGUGCCACGCUCCGCAGCCAGAUCCCGUCCUUCGGCUGGAUAAAGCAAUGCUACCGGACCAUUGACCGGCGGCUCCGUAAGAACCUGAAGGCCAUGAUUAUUGUCCAUCCCACCUGGUACGUCAAGGCGCUGAUGACCGUUAUCCGCCCCUUCCUCAGCUCCAAGUUUGGCAGGAAAGUGCAGUUCGUGGACAGCCUGUGGGAGCUGUCGCAACAGAUUCCUCUUGAGCAAGUGCACAUCCCCGACUGCAUCCGACAGCUGGAUCACAGCUGGAACAGCCCCAGGGACACACAGCGGUGAUGCCAGCGGGAGGCUGCACAGCAGCAGACCCCAGCGCUAAUAGGGGCAGUCACGCUGCAUAGCUCUGUUACUUCUUCCCACCAGUGUUCCUUUAAAGGAGAAACCGAAGCGACCGGGUUUGGGAAAGGCGCUUGCCGCCAGGGCUUUGUAAAUAGGUCCAGCUUAAAUGGAUGCUUAAACAUUGUGUGUGUGUGUGUGGGGGGGGCUUCUCAGGUUAGGCCGGCUUAAAUGGAGGACUUGGCUUACACAGGUUUUUAUGUGAGUGCUGUUAGCAGUUAGAAACGGAGCAUAUGCGUUCUUGGGCUCAGUCCAGGUGUUCUCUGGCCUGUGAGACAGGAGGUCAAACCACAUGAUCUAACCGCCCCUUGUGGUCUUGCAAUCCCUCAACUACAAGGCAAUUGGAUAGUUCCGCAGCCUGAGCCCGCUGACCCAGACCAGCUGCAGGGUUUUUAUCGCAAUGUAGACGUACUCCUGUGGACCUAAAACCAGAGUGGCUGUUGGUCUCACUCGGACUGAUCCCAGUUGGCUUUAUGGAUGGAAACAAGUUUUUUCACCUGCACACCUGCUACAGCUACAGGAGAGGGAGUCAUUUCGCCGUAGCGCAGCGCUGGCCAAGGAAGCAGGAGUUCCUGUGAGCCCCAAAGAGCUGAUCCAGCUCUUGAAGAAGGCACUGGGUUCCGUUCUGCCUCCUGCAUCCUUGGCGGAACCAGCUCCAGCAUUUUGUUCCCAAGAGGCAGAAAAUGCCCAGGUCCUGGCAGCUGGAAAAGUGAUGCUCCGACCAGCUCCAGGUUAGCCUGGAAGGGAGAAGGGAGAACAGGGACCCAGUGGGGAAAGCAGAGCAGCAGCGUUAGCUUUGUUAAUUCCUGGCACCUUUCAAGGGAAGUGUCUCUGUUUGCAAAGGGCACCGAAGCAGCCAGGACCCAGGUGUCUAGAAAUACCAUGCCCAGGGUCAAAAGACUUCACUCUGCAUCCUGCCAGAGCUCCCCCUAGGCAGUGAUGGGACCCUGCAAGCUGGGGAGUGGGACAAGGACAAAUGUAUUUCACAAAGAGUGUUUUACUCCCAAGUGUUUAUUGUCUGAAGUCUGACGCAGGAAACUAACCAGCUCUCCCAACACCCAGCCCCAUUAUAACCUUGCAUUUAGCUUUCCCAGACUACGCUUCCAUGCUGUUUGUCUCUCUCCGCUGCCCAGGCAUGCAUCAUUAGUCCUUGAUUAGUGUGAGAUCUCUCGG